GAAACAGAACGGACAGCAGUCAGUGUGAGGUAUGUGGUCGUGACAAUGUAGCAGUUUUGGUUGAAUGUAAAAGGCUAUUUUUAUCUCUAUUUUGUUACAAUGUCUUCAGUUGCGGCUGAUGAAUUGUCCGUGUUGUCAGCGAUAUAUUGCGGCAAGGACGAGUUCGAAUUGUUGGAAGAAUCAGCUGGGAAAGGAUUUGUGUUCCGCAUAAAACUUUCGGUGGAGGCAGUUACUUUAAGCAUUAUAUUCCAUCUGUCACCGGGGUAUCCGCAGUGUCUUCCAGCUAUCAGCGUUACCUCCGAAGGUUUGUCUCGACACCAGUGUCAGUCAGUAAAGGAAAAUUUGAAUGAGAAGGCGGUGGAAUUACAGCCGGGGCCAAUGAUUCACCAACUACUGUCAUGGUUUAAAGAGAACUCCUCAGGUCUUAUCAUGCCAACCAUUGCACCAACACAAAAAGACGUGCAGGGCCCAUGGGUUGCUCUGUUGCAUCUGGACCACAUGAGGGCAAAGACUAAAUAUGUGAGAAUUAUUGAAAAAUUUACAUCAGAGUUGGACCUGACUGGAAGACUCUUCAUGGGUAGAGUGAUACUAAUAAUGUUGCAAGGGACAAGAAAAAACAUUAAGGAGUAUCUACGUUUACAGAAAACAGUAAAAGUGGACAUAGAUUCAUCUGGAAAAAAAUGCAAGGAGAAAAUGAUGAGAGUUCUUUGCGAAUCUCCUCUCUCAGCUGGCCUCCAACAGUUAUCUACAUUUGAUGUGAUAGAAUGUUCGACACAUGAAGAUCUCAAAAUGGAAUUCCAGGCAAUCGGUUUCAGAGGGAUGUACGAGGAGUUUGUACUCUCGUUGCUAUAAUUAAGUUAUAACAUGUUAAAAUUACUGUUUUAUGUCUGUGGGAGUUGCUGCUCCCUAUGGUGCAUAUACUUUUUCUAUUCAUGGGUUUCAUCAGGUCCCUUGCCACAGGUGUAUAAAAUCAAGCACCAUGAAGCCUGCCUUCAUAAACUAUAAGCUGAAUUCAUAAAAAGAUACUUGAUUUUAUACACCUGUGGCAAGGGACCUGAUGACACACAUGAAUACUUUGUCUCUGUUUGGAGGAAAAGUGGAUGUUUUGUACAAAUUAUUUUAAUUUAGAAACACUGGUACAAAUGUUUGUUUGGUUAAGUAUUACUGCAAUAACCUAACUACAAUAAAUGUAU
Molecule: messenger RNA, 1193 nt
Organism: Alosa alosa (allis shad)
Lineage: Eukaryota; Metazoa; Chordata; Actinopteri; Clupeiformes; Clupeidae
Gene: rwdd3
Product: RWD domain containing 3
Exons: 4
Coding region: 100-852 (250 amino acids)
Biological process (GO): positive regulation of protein sumoylation; positive regulation of hypoxia-inducible factor-1alpha signaling pathway
Molecular function (GO): protein binding
Source: RefSeq, a predicted model, not a curated record